Molecule: messenger RNA, 2255 nt
Organism: Cucurbita maxima (winter squash)
Lineage: Eukaryota; Viridiplantae; Streptophyta; Magnoliopsida; Cucurbitales; Cucurbitaceae
Product: subtilisin-like protease SBT4.3
Exons: 1
Coding region: 8-2236 (742 amino acids)
Biological process (GO): proteolysis
Molecular function (GO): serine-type endopeptidase activity
Source: RefSeq, a predicted model, not a curated record
CUUAAAAAUGGCGCCCGACAAUUUUCCCAUAUUGUUUUCCUUCAUCGCCGCCCUUUUAGCCGCCAUUUUGAGCUCUGCAAAUGGGUCGGAAAGAAAAGCUCAUAUUGUUUACAUGGGCGCAAUCCAAAACAGAGCAAUGGCGGAAUCGACCCACCAUUUGAAUCUUCUUCGCUCGGUAAUUGGAACCUCUUCCGUAACAGAAGGUUCUUACAUUCGUAGCUAUGGAAGAAGCUUUAAUGGAUUUGUUGCGAAACUCACCGGAGCUGAAGCAGAGCAACUCGCCGCCAUGGACGGUGUGGUCUCUGUUUUCGAAAGCAAGGUAUUCAAAACCCAAACGACAAGAUCAUGGGACUAUUUGGGAUUCCCUGCAAAACCCACAAGAAAUCUCGCCGGUGAAACUGACGUCAUAAUUGGGUCAAUCGACACGGGGAUUUGGCCGGAAUUGGAAAGCUUCAACGACGAGGGUAUAGGUCCACCGCCGGCGCGGUGGAGAGGUACAUGUGCCGGAGGAGGAAAUUUCACGUGCAACAAUAAAGUGAUCGGAGCUCGUUUUUACACCUCCAUGUCCGCCAGAGACAACGUCGGCCAUGGCUCACACACCGCCUCCACAGCCGCAGGAAAAUUAGAGAAAACGACUGGUUUUUAUGGACUUGCCGGCGGAAAUGCCAGGGGAGCAGUUCCUUCUUCGAGACUAGCGGUUUAUAAAGUUUGCAAUCCGGAUUGCUUAGAAGAGAAUAUUCUGGCGGCGUUUGACGACGCCAUCGCCGACGGCGUGGAUCUUAUCACGAUUUCAAUUGGCGGAGUCGGUGGGUUUAAUUUUGAACAUGACUCAAUGGCAAUUGGGUCUUACCACUCGAUGGCUAAAGGAAUCUUAACCGUCCAAUCCGCCGGAAAUUAUGGGCCGGUGGACGGAACAGUGGGAAGUGUAGUUCCGUGGGUAUUCACCGUCGCCGCCACCACCACAGACAGAACCAUCGUAGACAAGGUUGUUCUCGGCGACGGAAACACCGUGAAUGGGUAUUCCGUCAACACCUUCGCUCCAAACCAAAACGUUCCAUUAAUUUACGCAACAAACGCUUCCAGAAAUUGUUCAUCAAAAAAUGCAGAAAUUUGCAGCGAUGGUUGCUUGGAUCCAUUGUUGGUGAAAGGGAAGAUCGUUCAAUGUAAGGCCUUCGACGGCGCUUCCAGAGCUUUCAAUGCCGGAGCCGCCGGAGCAAUUGUUCUUAACGACAAUGCCGCCAAUGUUUCCUUCGUUCUUCCCUUCCCUGCAAUCGCUUUGAAAAUGGCGGAUUAUAAAAGUGUUGCAAAUUACGCAAUCUCUGCAACAAAUCCCAAUGUCACGAUCUUUAGAAGCGUCGCUACUAAAGAUCCUUACGCGCCGACUAUCGCCGAUUUCUCUAGCCGCGGCCCCAACAUGUGGAUGCUGGAGAUCUUGAAGCCCGACAUCGCCGCCCCCGGCGUCGAAAUCCUCGCCUCGUUUUCUCCCAUCGCGGCUCCUUCCGGCAAUGUCGGAGACAAAAGAUCUGUCGAAUUUUCGAUUCUGUCCGGCACUUCCAUGUCUUGUCCCCAUGUCGCCGGUGUCGCCGCUUAUGUAAAGAGUUUCCAUCCAAAUUGGUCGCCGGCAGCGAUCAAAUCAGCCAUCAUGACGACGGCUAAACAAAUCGUUCGUACGGAUGGAAUUUUAAUUCGUGAAUUUCUUUACGGGUCGGGUUUAAUCGAUCCAAAUCGAGCAAUCGAACCCGGGCUUGUUUAUGAAAUUUUUGAAAAAGACCACUUGAAUGUGCUGUGUGCAAAGGGGUAUGAUUCAAAGACGAUGGAAGCAUUUGCGGGAAAUGAUAGUGUUUGUUCUAAAACUUGGACGAAAUUUCUAGCUCGAGAUUUGAAUUACCCUGCAAUGGUGGCUCAUGUUCUACCGAAGAAACCGUUUGUGGUUAAGUUUCAAAGAACUGUGACUAAUGUUGGAGUUGCCAACUCAACUUAUAGAUCAAAGAUCUUGUCGUUUUCUGGAGUUAAUGUUUUGAAGUCACGGGAAAAACUUAAUGUGAGUGUUAAGCCUCAGGAACUAUGGUUUGAGCAUUUGAAUGAGAAGAAGAGUUUUGUUGUGACGGUGGUCGGAGGGGCAAUUUCAACUGAGAUUGUUUUUUCUUCGGCAUUAAUAUGGAGUGAUUUGGACCAUGAAGUUAGGAGUCCGAUUGUUGUGAUGAUCAAACCACCACUCUCUACUAUCUCAAACUAAUAUUGUGGGAUUCAAAAUA